AUUUAUACUAGCAUGGGACAUCCGGCUGUGAGUGGAGCCAUGACUAUUGGUCCUCAUAUGCUGGGUCACUCCGGUUUGGGUGGCGUCUCUCCGGCGUAUAUAAGUGGCACUAUAAUGGUGCCUGGACAUCAGCACACACACGCUGGAACGCUGAGGAGGACGCUGAUACCGACUAGCAUGGGAAUGAUGAGCUCGCCAUCGCCUCCGCCGGCGGGAAUGACGGGAAUGGCGGGCAUGGGAACUGGAAUGGGCAUGGGCAUGGGAAUGGGAAUGCCACCGCAUUCGCUGGCCUCCGGCAGCGGCAGUGGCAGUGGCGUCUACUAUGACAGCACGGUGCCACGGACAUUGGCACGGGGCAUGUCGACGGAGAGCAGUGGUCAGUAUUUCUACGGAUGACACUCGCUUAACCGCAAGGCUUCGCUGCCAAUCGCCAUUGCGGUAAGACCGCAACCGCACCUGAACUUCAACAUGCUGCCAAUGUCGGCCACGAUGGGCUUGACCGAAUCCGGCGUUGGCAGUCGGGCCGGAACACCCACCAAUGGCAGCAACAAGUCAGACAUACCAGCGAUCACAGUGACUGCCUCGCCAGGACCAGGUUCCCUGCACUUGGCCAACACUGGACAUGGCCAGAAACCGCCGAACUCCGGCAGUGACUCACUGUCGCGUCAGACGACGACAACCACGCCCACCAUGUCCAUGUCUGGGCGUAGUCAAUGCUUCUAGGAUCAGUUUCUCAAUUAUCGCGACGUAACUCCCGAUGGUACCAAAUACCAAAAGAAGCUGCCCCAAGAUGAGGACCUCUUCUACUUGUA
Drosophila innubila is the source of this 812-nucleotide messenger RNA. RefSeq lists its product as uncharacterized. Lineage: Eukaryota; Metazoa; Arthropoda; Insecta; Diptera; Drosophilidae. The record is from RefSeq and is a predicted model, not a curated record. The coding region runs from base 13 to 396 and encodes 127 amino acids. The transcript has 2 exons.